This is a messenger RNA of Leucoraja erinaceus (little skate), 186 nucleotides long. RefSeq lists its product as uncharacterized. The transcript has 2 exons. The annotation marks the transcript as partial. Lineage: Eukaryota; Metazoa; Chordata; Chondrichthyes; Rajiformes; Rajidae. The record is from RefSeq and is a predicted model, not a curated record.
AUGAAGAAGCAAGAAAGCGAAAAGCAAAAACAAAUGAUAGAGGAAUGGAUAGAUGAUAAGGACCUACAAAAAGAGAAAGAGGCCAGACAAAGAGAAAAGGAGAAGAAAAAGAGUAAAGGAAGGAUGAAGGAAGAAAAGAAGAAAGAAAGGAGGAGAGAAGAAGAGAGAGGAGAAAGAGAAGAAGAA